UUCUGUAUAAAUGUCUAAUAUUGCUAUUUAUUGAGGUUAAUGUGUCUUCAGGCAGUCGUAGGAAGACAAUGCAGCAAUAGGAUGUCUUUUAUUUCAGAGCAAGAUGACAGGAAAUUGUGUACCAAAAUGUUAUUUCCCAGCAUUUUUACUGUGGCACAGUGGUACAUCAAUUUAAAACGUCUUAUUUUGCAAAUGAAGAUUAAUGUCUGAAGUCAGGUGAUAACAUAGCUAUUUCUUUUUAGCUGACUUUGUGAUAUGCUUGUAUAAUCUCUUCAACAGUACACCUUGGGCCUUUCUGUGCAGUGAAUAGAAUCAGUGUACUAGAAUCAUCAGGAAGAAUCUUUUGAACAGCUUCCUUAGCUUGCGAGACAACAGCCAUGUGACUAUUUAGUUACUCAUAUCUGUGAGCAUAACACAUCACCUUCCUUAUUCUCAGAAAUUUUGUGGGCUUUUCUCUUUAUUUUAGCAUCACUAUAGAAUAUUCUUCCAGUGUUUGUAGGCCGCCUGCUUUUCUACUUUUUUCAUGUUUCUGUCAACAUCUUAAAUACCAUACUCAGUGGGGUUUCUUCUCUCCCACAGAAACAAGGAACUAAGUACUUAAUAUUCUUCUCUCUAAAAUUCUUGGCAAGUCUGUCGUAAACAGCAUCUCAGAUUAUAUCUUGCAAUUUAUUUCUGGUCUGGAAUUUAUCUUUGAUAUAGAGACUAAUAUUCUAUUUGGGAAUUCUUUUUACCUAAUCGGCACACUUGUGCCCAUUUAAUUCUUAGGUGCUCAGCAAGCUGAGCUAUAGAACAGCAUGCACACAGCUACCUUCAUGUGUUAAUAUGCUUAUUAUUUUUUCAUGCAGAUAAGAGACUUUUUUUUUUUUUUGGACCUCAUGUACUCUUUGCUCCCCCCCCCCUUGCCCCGUUCAUUAUCUGAACUAAUCUAAUUUUCUCUGUGAACUGUCAUUUAAUGUUAUCCGCAGCAUACUUAUUCUGUUAUUCUGUCUAUGUGCAGAUUAUCUGCUUCUUAUUACAUGUGUCACUUACAAGGUGGCACGUGGUUCCUGAAUCUUCCUGAAUUUGGUCCGUUCCUUUUAAUUUCUCUGCAUUCAGAGAAAAAUGAACUUGUCUUUACCUCCUCAGACCUUCUCAGUUUGGUCAUUCUUGAAUACUUGUUCUCUCAUAUUCUAAUACUUCUACCUUUUUGUCUCCAAACUGGAGCUUUUAACUAUUUCUUUGAGUCUUUGAAAUAGUUUGUCUUUAUACUUUCCAUUUUGCCCUUAAAGAAGAAAAGUCAGAUUCACUUUAGCAAGUAGUUUUUGGCCUCAUGUUCUUUGAAUUACCGUAUCUCAGUUUUAGCGAGAUUGAUUCUCUAAUAGAUGCAUCUCAAUAUACAAGUAGUUUUUGAACUAUGCUCCAUAUAUAUGAAAUGAAGUGGAAUUAUUAAGCAUUUCUAUGUGGGUGUUAUGUUGCAGCUUGUUGAAUAGUGAAAAUAUGAGAGUCAGCUUUAACUUGUAUAAUUUCUAAAUAGUGGAGAAUGUUUGAAUCAAAACGCACCUCUUAGUUUGCUAUGUAAGGAAGAGAUUUUUGCAUUCCCGAACUUAGAUUUUUAUGGGGUGCAUCCUUUUAAAUAAUGGAUACUUACUAUGUAUUCUUGUGGUGAGAAUAUGACCUAAAUGAAAACCAUAGUGAAAUAAAACAAUAAUCUCCUCCAUUCUGUUAAAUUAUUUGGUAUAAUGUCAAUUUAAUGAAACUAAGUUAUGAUUCGGCAUUAGAUUCAAGGGCUAGGAGACUGAAGAUGGUAGCACAAGUAGUUGGUUUUGGGUUAGAGACUUUUUCAAGAGGAUAAAUUAAGUCAGUGUCAGCAAUCCUUACUGACCACGUGUUAGCAGACAGUAAUCUUUUUCAGAUGUCAUGAUAGGUCCCAGCUUAAAGGAGCUUCGAGGGAAGAUGUGGUACUGAAUUAAUAGACUAAUCUGAAGUUGGUUCUGUGCAUAAGAGUAACAACAUUGAAGAGGGUGGUAAAAAGGUUCACAGGUCUGCUAGAGCAUAUGCAAGAAUGUGAGUGAGCAGUAUAAGGGGUGUAUGCAUGGAAAUAAGAGUAUUUUUCAUAUCGAAACAAAAGAUAUUAGACCCACAAAUCAUAUUGGGAGGUAGCUGAUUUGUAUUGUCCAGUAAAAUGGUUUUGAUGCUUUAUUGCAAUUCAUUAUAAAUCGGUGUACCCUGCUGUUUCCCUUGCCCAGAAUUCGUGGGAUUGAAGUUCUAGUGUGUAGAACAGUACUAUUCAUCUGUUGUGUUGGAUAUUAGUGUUGGUAUUUCAGGGACUUGAAUAAGUAAAUUGUCCUGUCUUGAAAGUUUUCUUAUUCCAAUUGUCAACUACUGUACAGUUGACAUAAAACAUCAGAAAUGGCAUCAGUCAAAUGAUGUCUUACAGGGUGGUGCUGGUGAGAGAUUGGUAUUCCUGAAACUCCUUUUAUUUCCCUUUUGUUUGUUGUGCCAGCGUAUCACACCUGUGAUAGGAAAGUGCUGACUUGUGUUUACAUAUAUAUGUAUGUAUUUCUUGCUUUUGUAGAAGGUUUAAAUGUAAGCAUUAGGUUUAAAACAAGAAUGAAAGGUUACGUGUUUCUUUUAGUAUUUAUUCUCCACAUUAAUCAAGGUGUAAUGGCUUUUUCUAAUUAAAAAAUUAUUAUUAUGCCUUUGGCCAUUAUUUGUGCAUUUUGCAAGUGGUUAUUCAAAGGACAGUAGAAGUUAAAAGAACAUAAGCUUUUAAGUUCCUUUAUAUGAUGAGUUAUUUCUUUCCAAUAUCGAAUUACAUUGUAUGUUUUCACAGUGUUUGCGGAAGUGCACGGUAUUUUCAGGGUUGGAUUGAUACAGAUAUUUUUAGUAACUGUAGAUUAGUUUUAAUUAGCAUUCUUCAUCACUGCCCUGUUUAGUUGGAACACUUAAUGUGAGAUUUUGGGAGUGAGGCAUGCAUCUUAAUCUGUUUGCUCAUGUUAAAUCUGUGUGUGGGGGCUACAUUCUUCAUUAUUAACAUGUUACGUAAAGUUAGAAUAAAAAGCCAAAGAAACACACUUCUAGUGAUGCUAUUUAAUUGGAAAAUGUAUUAAUUUACUAGGAAAGAUGUUGGUGUAGGACUACUUUGUGUUGCUGACUUAAGAUCUCAAUACAGCAUGAGUAAGAAAGGAAAAUACAUUUACAAUUUAUUCUGUUAGUUGUAAUGGCAGACCAAAAAUAAUUCUGUCUUCAGUGACCUUUAGAUACCUCUGAAACAAUAAACACAGCAGAUGCACGUUUUAUGAAGAUUAGCUGUCAGUAUGAGGAGAUUAAUUUUGAUAGGAUUCUAGUCCUGACAUGCAGCUGUUUAUUCCUUUAUUUGUGGUUGCAUGCUUUUAAGAAACUUGUAUGCUGCUGUCUAUGUUUUUCAGUAUAAAAUAAUUGUAUAUGAGACUUGUGCUCUCCAUACUAUUUGGUUAAGCCUAAGCAAUGGAUGUGGCAUGGACAAAGAUUUUGAGGCUCAUCCCCUGUGUGACUGGGCCAAACAUGGAGAGGAAUAUAGUGUUCCAGCUCAUUAAUGUUACCAUUGUGUGUAAAUUCAGGAUGAUUAAUGACCUAACUGAAACGCGUUACUUAUGGAAAAAACCAAACGACAAAUGACCUAACGUUAAUUUAAUUUGGUAUUUAAUUAGAAAUAUUGUUCUAUCAAGUUUUGAAACCCAUUGUGCUCACCAUUGCUGGUCAUACUUGGUGUAGCUAGUAUACAAAAGUACUGUGCCAGUUUGUAACAACUGAAGUGUCAAGUGUUCUGAGUUCUAAAACUCCAAGAAGAUAUUGAAAACAUGAGUUGCUUUCUUCCUUCCCAGAUAUUUGCUUUGGAAAAAAUCUUCUGUUGUUCUAUGUUAAAUUAUGAAUUUUUAGCUCUUUUUACUGCUGUCUGAAGUUAAUAAAUUUUUCCCAAAUUUUGGUUAUUCCUUGUGAUUAUAUCUGUUCCUUUGUCAUUUUUUUCAGCUAGUUUCAUUCCCUGAAGGCAGUUCGUUUCAGAGAUGUUAGUCAAAUGUGAAAAAAAUUGAAGUGACUUGGUCCAGACACCACUUGGUUUGCAAUGUGAGCUUUGGGUGGCAAUGCCCCCCCUGCUCCUCUGUGAAACAGAAAAAAACAACUCUUAGACAGUAACUCCAACAAAGCUGAAGCUUUAGUUACAUGGUUGUAUAUGCUUUUCGGAAGCUUUUGCUAAAAGAGAGAAACCACGGGGUCAGCUCCUAACUCAGUGUUUCCAGCUGUCAGAGAAUCUGCUGUUUUGUUGUAACUUCUGCUGUUGUGGUUUCUCAGCAUACCUUACUGAUCACUCUAGAACUUUUUUCCCACUGAACCUAUUUGAUAAAUAAUGAAAAAAUUGCGUUCAGAAAAACCAGUAAAUUAUUUUUGAGAAGAGGUCUUCAUCUUCAAGUUGUAUAAUUGCAAAUUGCUGGUUUAAGUCUGUGUUCUGCUUUGCACCAUGGGAAACAGUGGAACUUAGAAAUUUGUGCAAUUUGACUUUGUUUGAAUAGUAGCCUGGGGGAGGGUGGAGAGACACUUCAAGUAAUUUGGGCAGCUGGAAAAUCCCAGGUAGGUGUAAUGCUUUAGAUGAAACUAAAGGUAGUAGGAGGCCAAGAAGAGCAGGUAUGAAGAGAUUCCAGUCUGUAGUGGCAUAUAUGUUGGGAAAGGAUUGUAAUCACCCUUGGGGGCUUUAGCUCUUGUUUUUGGCUUGCUUUGUACCCUCUGAGCUUCAGAGAUGCCACUAAUGCAGCACAGUAUAAUGUUUACGUAGGAAACACAGAAUGAAAUAGUUGCAUAGUGGUGCCCUUCAUGGUUGUCUUGGUGGGUAAUGACUUUCCUCCAGGCAGGAGAAAGCUGUAUGUUGCAACUUUCCCUGAACCUAUUGAAUAUAUCAGAUCUGGUUGGUCUGCACGUUUGCACUUGGUCUGGUACUUCUGGAAACGCUGGAUUUACUGCCUGUGCAAAUAAGGUGUGCCUAUAGUUUUCCCCUGUGGAGCUUAGGAAAGAAUAGUCAGGAGUAGUCUGCUCUGGUUGCCAUCUUUCCAGACCUCUCCUGAGAUCUGAUCAUGGUCAUCAACAGAAUGAGCUGUUCUCUUUAAAUUUAACCAAGUGGUGCUUAACAGUAAUAUCUCCAGUCUUAACAAAGCACAAGUAGAAGUGUUUCAAUGUACAGGUGAUUAAGAAGUCUUAUCUAGACUAAAAGUGUAUGGUAGAUCUUCCAGUGAGUAUACCUAAUACAGAUUUACUUCUAGUUUCAGUACAAAACGGUUCGAUUCAUCAAAAGGAUGCAGUAAAUGAUGAUGAUUUUGAGCCAUAUCUAAGUAGUCAGACAAAUCAGAGUAACAGCUAUCCACCAAUGUCAGACCCAUAUAUGCCUAGUUAUUAUGCUCCAUCCAUUGGAUUUCCAUACUCUUUAGGCGAAGCAGCAUGGUCAACUGCAGGUGACCCUCCAAUGCCAUACUUGACAACUUAUGGACAAAUGAGUAAUGGUGAACACCAUUACAUACCUGAUGGUGUAUUUAGUCAACCUGGGGCAUUAGGAAAUACCCCUCCAUUUCUCGGGCAGCAUGGAUUUAAUUUUUUUCCUGGGAAUGCAGACUUCUCUACAUGGGGGACAAGUGGAUCUCAGGGACAAUCAACGCAAAGCUCUGCUUACAGCAGCAGCUAUGGCUAUCCACCUAGUUCUCUUGGGAGAGCCAUAGCAGAUGGACAGGCUGGAUUUGGCAGUGAUACUCUGAGCAAGGUGCCUGGGAUUAACAGCAUUGAGCAAGGCAUGACUGGACUGAAAAUUGGUGGAGAUAUGACGGCUGCUGUAACAAAAACUGUAGGUUCAGCUCUGAGCAGUACAGGUAUGACAAGCAUUGCAGCGAACAGUGUGCCCCCAGUUAGCAGUUCAGCACCUAAACCAACCUCAUGGGCUGCCAUUGCAAGGAAGCCUGCUAAACCUCAGCCGAAACUCAAGCCUAAAGGUAAUGUGGGCAUUGGGGGCCCUGCUGUGCCACCACCACCUAUAAAACACAACAUGAAUAUUGGAACUUGGGAUGACAAAGGGUCAGUGGUAAAAGCACCCCCAGCCCAACCAGUACUGCCUCCUCAGACUAUAAUCCAGCAGCCUCAGCCAUUAAUUCAACCACCACCACUGGUGCAAAGCCAACUGCCUCAACAGCAGCCUCAGCCACAGCAACCACAGCAGCAACAAGGACCUCAGCAGCAGGCCCAGCCUCACCAGUUGCAGCAGCAACAGCUGCAAAACCGCUGGGUAGCUCCUCGUAAUAGGGGUGUGGGCUUCAGCCAGAACAACGGAGCUGGUAGUGAGAACUUUGGUUUAGGUGUUGUAUCCGUCAGCUCCUCACCUUCUGGUGUGGAAGUGCACCCAGUGCUGGAGAAACUAAAGGCCAUAAACAACUACAAUCCCAAAGACUUCGAUUGGAAUCUGAAGAAUGGACGUGUGUUUAUAAUCAAAAGUUAUUCAGAGGACGAUAUUCAUCGCUCCAUUAAGUACUCUAUCUGGUGUAGUACUGAACAUGGUAAUAAGCGCUUGGAUGCUGCUUACCGUUCCCUGAAUGGAAAAGGCCCACUCUAUUUACUCUUCAGUGUGAAUGGCAGUGGACACUUCUGUGGAGUGGCUGAGAUGAAGUCUGUUGUGGACUACAAUGCAUAUGCUGGUGUCUGGUCUCAGGAUAAGUGGAAGGGGAAGUUUGAUGUCAAAUGGAUCUUUGUCAAAGACGUUCCCAAUAACCAACUGCGGCAUAUUCGCUUGGAAAACAAUGACAACAAACCGGUUACCAAUUCGAGGGACACUCAAGAGGUACCCCUAGAAAAAGCCAAGCAAGUGCUUAAAAUAAUUGCUACUUUCAAGCAUACCACCUCAAUCUUUGAUGACUUUGCACAUUAUGAGAAGCGUCAAGAGGAGGAGGAAGCCAUGCGUAGGGAGAGAAAUAGAAACAAACAAUAACUAUAUGGAGAUGUCCUGCUAGAAUUACAACACUAAUGAUGUAGACUCUGGAAAUGCCUAAUAUGUCUAAGAAGACGUUAUUAAAGCUUUUUUCUGCUUAAGGUGACAUCUUUGAACACUUUAACACAAAAUUGACUCUUCUUGUAAUGGUUCUCAUCAGUGCAUCUGCCCUUAUACUCUCUCACCAAACACACUUGAGAACUGUACCUUCGUCAAGCACUUUCUGUCCUGAAGCUUUUACCAGUAUCUGCUGUCUUUUGUAUUUAUGCAUCCUAGCUAAGGCACAGGAGACCGAACGAAUGCAAGGAUUCAUUAACUCUUUGAAUUUGUUAAAUACUAACAUUUAACCAUUAGAAGUGGUUCAAUGAUGUGAGAUUCACAUUGCUUCAACUUAAUUUUUUUCUUUGUUGUAGUUUUUUUAAUUGUCAGUUUUUAGCUAUUCAACAGAUUAAAAGCAAAUCAUGCCAUAUUUAGUCCUGGAGUAAAACUCGAGUCUAAAUGUUCAUGUGAAAAAUUAUUGUAGUAAUCUUUUAAUAUGGCAAAGCAACUUUAAGCUGCAAUUUAGCCAAAUGAAACGUAACAUAAAAUUAUAUUAGAAUGACAUUUCCCUUGUUUCAAACCGUUUGGUGUAAGAGAAUAUUAAUAUGCAGCUUGGUGGACACCACCAGUUAAUGCACAUUUCUUUAUUUUUUUUUUCUGUAACAUGUAUACUGAAAAAAGUGCAUUUGUCUGAGGAACUGUUUGUUUGCUACCACUCAAUGAAUCUCAGUUUUGAGUAAAUGUACCUCAGUCUAAAUCAGACUUUUUAUGACCUUUAUAACUACAUUUAAAAUAAUCUUUAAUUCCUAUUUCUGGGUGUUUGCAAGCCUGACAGAUUGCUAUCAUGAAAGUGAAAAUUUACUCCUAGGUGAUUCACUAGCUAAAUAAACAUAAUUCUUGUUUAGCAAGCAUAUCCUCUGUUUCUCAAAUUUUUUUUCUUUCAUUAUCCCAACAUCCAGGUGUUUUUUCCCCAUUUGAAAAUAUUUUGAGAAAAAUACUUUGAUCCAUGGAGAUGACAUAUUCAUAGACAUGUUAACAAGAUUUUUGUUAGAACCAUGCAACAAGAAUUUUAGAAUACAUAUUAAACUGGGUAAUUCUAUACUACUUUUUAACUUCUAAAAAUUAUAUCUUUUGUUUCAGCUUAUAUAGCAACACAUUCUGUCUGCUGGAAGAGAAUAUUAAAAAAAUGUUAAGCGGGUGUAUUGACUGUACAAAAUACUGAACAGCCUGUACCAAACUCCAGGGAUAGCUUUCUCUUUUUAGAACAGCAAUGUAGAAGUCGGAUAUGUUAUAGCUUAAAAUAGCAAUACCACAUAUUAUUUGAACAUGUUUCAUGUCUUACUGUCCAACACAGAUGUUUAUAUUGUGUUUCGAGUCCUACAUUUACAGAUUCUGGCAAAGUUCUGGAGCUUAAGUGGCAAAGGUUUGUUUUGAAUACAGACUAUUCUGCUAUAUUUUACUCUCUCGUCUUAAGCCCCUUGCGCUCUUCUAACCUUGCAAACACCAAAUAUUCAGUACAAACUUAUUUCUUGAUCAUUAUUUACAAUAUCGUUUGAGACUGCAGAGUAGCAAAUACGAAUCUUCAUUUUUAAUGCCAGUUUUCUGGAAGCUCAAAAGGGAAGAAGCUGCUCUCAGUUUGAGAAAAGAAGCCAUCUUGCUUAAAUGCAGAUGUGUAACAAAUAGCAAGUAGGGUGAGGGAGGGAUAAGCAAAGUGCAUAUUGUAAGAAGAGACUGGGAGAUAAAGGUUUCAAGCCCAAACCCUAUGAAAUUUGGCUUGAGCCCUAGAAUUGCUGCUUUUGUGCAUUUCUGUUUCUUGCUAACAGGCUAAAGCUAUUACAGCUAUUUGUUUCCCUCUGUUGGCUGAUUUGUGGAUCACUGCCUAUUAUUGCAACUGUCACUGAUCAGUGGCAAAGGUCAGUGUUGUGAGUCCAAAGAUUGUAGUCCUUCUGGUGAUCCUUCAAGGGGUCAGCAUGUUUCUGCUUCUUUGUUACAAAAAUAUCUUACGAAAAUGCACAGAAGUUUCAAGUUAAAAGAAAGCUACUGUUAGAGGCAGGCAUUCAGGAAUUGAUUGCAUGUGCAACCUUAGUUUGCUUCCACUGCAGAAUUCAUAUUUUUGCAGGCUUUGUUAGUAUUUCCUGCUUUGCCCCUUGCCUCUUUUAUUCUAAUAGCAUGAGCAUUGCUCUUGGAUUGAAUCAGGUUUAGUAUAAAAUGGGUUCAUCACUGUUGCAGACUUUGAAAGCUUAGAAAAUGAGACAGGAUUUUGAGAGAAGGAGGUGAUCACAUUUAGAGAGCUGUGACAGUUCUUCUUCUGUUCCAGGAUUGUUAGCAAUUCCACAAAUAGAAGAGUUUCAUUGCUGAUGGUGUUAGUCAUGUUGCGACCGAUUUGCCGACUGCUGAGAGUUUAGUAUGUGCAGCUGAAAUUAAAAGGAAUUUUAUGUGCAUAUAAAGUACUGUAAAAAUAGUAUAUAACAUUGUAAAAUCAGCUAUGGAGUACUGUACUAGUUAAUGGACCUGUGAAACUUCUAGCCUUCAGCUUCCUUAUGCACGAGUUCUUUUCCUCCAGAAAGAAAAGGAAUGGUGCUUAAUAUCUCAAAUAAAUGUAGAAAUACAUUUUUUGGUCUGAUUUUUCAAUACAGUGAAGUUGUUGUGGUGGCUGCUUGCUAACUUGCUAAUGGAGGAGUCAGUGGAACCCCUUUUCUGUUCCCAGUGCCUCCUCCUUUGUGCCAGCAUUUGUUUUCCUGUGAUCCAUACUGAGCCAGUUCAAGACAUUUUCUGCUGCUUUAAUGAUCUGAGCAGUUCUCUGUGAAGUUAGAUGUUUAGAAGGGACAUGGUGGGAGGAGAAGGAAGGAGAUUUGUCCUUUCAGAAGCAGGUACCCACUGUUGAAUAGGCUUAGAUGCACUGUAGCUACACACCUAUGGGUUUGUGAACUAGGGAUGCAGCAGGAUGUUUAAAACUGGGAAAGGCUCCCAACGGGGAAAAAAAAAACCCAAACAAUUCUGUGUUCAGUGUAAGAUUUUAGUUGUGUGCAGUGAUAUAUGAUGUGAUACCAGGAGGAAGGAAGAAAUGCAGAGUACUUUCCAUUUUGAUUACUUUUCCACUUUGAAGAGACCUGAGAAUUCAUACAGAGAAGUUGCUGCUGAAAGACUUGUCCUGCCAACACAAGUGGGACAAAUUAAAGUUGUAUGAGCUUUGCUAACUUUUGAGUGUUGGCUUUGUAACAUCAGCAUCUUUAACACAGGUUUUUUGGUGUUUGACAAGAAAUAAUUCCUGUCAGUUGAAUGCUCAGGUUGCUGGCUUAAGGCAAACAUGGGCACUGCUUUAUUCUGAGGGACUCAGAUUGGGAAAAACUCGAUAUCCUUAACUAGACAAAUUUUACUACUUCCUGUCUUUUGCUGUUCUAGGCUUAAUUUAUCAAAUACUUGCUUCUAUAAAUCCUCUUGCUCUGUUUUCUUCCUUCUGGAUCAUCUGGCAGUUUCAUAAUGCACUGUCUGCAAAAUUCAGAUGCAAAAGCCCCUUGCCAAAAUGAUUCUCAUCCCAGACAAAUCUGUGGCACCAAACAAAUGAUAAAGAUGAACUCAUGGUCAAGUGCAAAUAACUUAGUAUUUGGGAGGAAGCAUCUUAAGUAUUUGUCACUGUUUAGUCAAAGUUCUGUUUUGAAGUGCUUUCUAUAUCAUAGGAGAAUUUACACACUUGAAAUGUAUUCUUUAAAAAAGAAGUUUAAAGCUGUUUUGAUGUACAGGUAUCAGUGCACCUUUCCUAGCUGAAACUGCUUCAACUAAGCAACAGUGUUUUGAAUUCUGUAAGUAGCAGUUACCUAAUUUUUUCAAAAUUAUUGGUGGCUCUUUCAGUGGAAAGGUACUUAAAUACUUCAGCUGAAUCUAGCACAGUGAAAAUCCAGUGUGGACAGUCUUUGAAUUUUCUGCAGCACUGAUGUUUUUUUUUUUUUUUAAUGAAUAAUUUUAGACAUUCAAAUACCAAUUAUCAUUUAGGAAUGGAUUUUACAUUAUUUUCAAAGCUAUUUGAACUCAUUUUUCAACCACUUUGUUAAGGAAAUACACACCAGUUUUUCAGUGUCUUGUUUAUUCUUUUGUCAGGUGAAGAUCCAUAUAAUUUACUGAUAAAUUUGGAGAGAGCAGUUCUUUUCCAUUCUGUUGCAGCAAAAACCGAUUUAAAUUUUGUUUGAUUUUGUGUACAUUAGAGUAUGGUAACUUAGAUGAGAAUUCUUUGGCAUGAGAAUUGACCAUUUGGUCUCAUUCAGUCUGUUUGAAAGUUUCACUGAAAGUAACCUGUUCACAUCCCUAUUUAUUCUGUUUUCAGCCUGAUGCAUCUGCCAUAGUUUAGCAUGGGAAAGGAAAGAAUUUCUCUGUGGAUCACAGAAAUUUUAGGUAAAUGAGUUUGGUCUCAUAUAAAAUUACAAUAUUAGUGUACAACUGACAUGUUUUCCUCAAAACAUCUGUCCUAUACUGUCUGUUCUACUUCAUAUAUUUUAAUAAAGUGCAUUUUAGUAUGAUUAAUAUGGACCUUUCAGUUCACAAAGUUAAAUUUGUAUCCAGUACAGGCUUUUGACAGUAUUUCUCUUCACAUAAUAAUCCUGAAGCAUUUUAUUAAUGAUACUUUCAGUGUCCAGGGAUCCUAAGCCAAAUAUUAAUAAUAAAACUUGCUGUUUAUUAGUAUAAGGGGAUGCAUAAUGUUUGUAUUACCUGUUCUUUUCUGACCUCGUCCAUCCCCACAAGUGGAAAUCUGACAAGCAGAAGUCAAACACCAGUUGGAUGUCUCCUCCAGUCCAUUUCCCUGCAUAUUUCACAAGAAUCUCUUUUGCCACCCUGCAAGCAGAGUGCAAAUGGGUGGGUCUUCAAGUAUCUUCGUCCAGAAAUCUGUUCUUAGUCAGACAUCCAAGAGGUGGUGAGUUUCUUACUCCCAUCUAAGUAAGUAUUCCUUCCCACUUCCCUACCCUUUCUGGGAAGACUCUGCCGUCACGUCUUUUGUCUGCUGCUUCCUUUGGAUGCCCAUGAGAGAAGCUGGCAUUGGAUGCUGUAUUUACAAUCUACAAAAAAAAGUUCCUGACUUCACUUAUUUCCUUCUCUGGACAGAGGAAAUCUCCUGGCAGAGUUUAGCUUGUCUCUGUCUCACCGUGUUUGCCACGAUGUAAAUAGAGAAAUACUGCUUUAGUAACUGGAUGAAUUCAGUCUCCCAUGUGGUGUAUCCCCUUUUUUUUUUUUUAAGUUAACUCUGCAGCAUUUUCAUUCAGAAGGUGGAAAGGGACAUGAUUUCAUUAGAAUUUUAAAGAGCAUACAGUUAUUUAAAUAAAAGGGUCCACUCUAAGUGUUCUUCUGAAUUGUAGUGGUGGUGAUAACCGAUGUGUUAACAGUGAGAGUUUGUAAGCUGUUUGCAUAUCCUGUGUGCAUUUGCACUUGUCAUCUUAAUACUGAAUUAACUUCCUUUGCCUGUAAAAUUAGUUUGUAACAUUUGAGAAACUACUUUUUUCUUUUUUUUUUGUUCUGAAUCUCAUCCACUCGGAGAUACUAUAAUAUUUCAUCUGCCUGCACAAGUUUAUGUGCAUCUUGACAACGGAGUGGAUGUUCAUGUAAAAUGAAACAAGAUACUCUAGAUUGAUGACUGUAUUUUAAGUUGAGCUUGUGGGCUUUCAGACGAACAAGCUGUCUUGAUUUGUGCCCUCAUGUGAAGCAUUACACUUUAAUCUUGAACUCUGAAUUUAUGCAUCCUUUCUUUCCUGUUCUGCAAACAUCUGAAAGAAACUCAGAUGUUAAAAAAAGAAAUCUUUGCUUUAUGCUUAGUCCAGGAAUAAAAAUUUCCAAACUAAGCAUUUGAGCAAGCUAAAUGGAGGUUUAGCAUUAGUUCGAGCUAAGCUAUUGCAUUUCAGCAAAAGGGUAAGAUAAAAGGUUGUGGAUCUUUCACUAUCUACUGUAAUUGUAUAUCUACUGUUUAAAAAAAAAAAAAAAAAGCUGGCACUUUAUUCUGCAAGCAUUAAUAUAUGCAGCUGCUCUUUAGUAUUACCCAAGAAUCUUACAAGUAUUUGCAUCAGUUCAGAUUAGCAGCUAUGUAAAACAGAGGAUGAAAGACUGAGAUCUCUUUCUCCCCCACCCCCCCACCCCAGGAAUACAGAAUUGUUAAAUUGGUUAAAAUUCAGAUGUUUGUGCUGUGUGACUGGAAUACAUUGGAUGAUAAAUCUAUCCCUCUUCUGCUAGUUCUCUGGAAAACAUUGCUACUAAAUUUUUACCAUAAAUUUUUUUUCUCUUUUUUACUUAAAUUGGCUGCCAAUUUGUUUUCAACUUCUUAACUGGUUCGCAGCUUAUUUCUCAUGAGAUGCUUCACUGGGUCUUGUGAGUGUGGUGCUUCAUCAGAAAAUGUGUAGAACUGUAUUAAUUUCUUCAAGUUAAUGUAACUUAAUUGCUAUUAACUUGAGCUAUAUUCCGUUCAACUUCAUAUUUUAUGGUAAUGCUUGGUCUUUCAGUUGUAUCGAUCAUCUUUAAUUUCAAGAAUACCACUUGCAGAACAGUUCAGAGAAGUUUUUAGUUUCUGAAAUUUAUGCUUAUUUUAAAUGUUAAUAAAUAAUUAUCGUAUCUGCUGUUUGGGUUGCUAGUGAAUAUUGAUGAUUUUUUGGAAAACUGAAAGUCAAAGGUGGAGAAUGGAAUACUUGUCCUGAGAAGUAGAUGAAAUGCUGGAGCACCAAAGAGAACCAACAGCUGUACAAGACAAAGGAUGUUAAACAGCCAAGAGACUGUUGUGAGGCUGAUUCUUCACUUACACUUCAGUGUGGCUUUUCAGAUGCUGGAAGAAUCUUUUGCGCGAAGACUUAAAAUUAAGUAUGUUCACAUAGUCCCAUUGAACUCCUAAUUUGGUCUGCUUGGAGGUUGAGUUGUGGGGGUUUUUUGUGUGUUUUCAUUUAUCUCUUAUAUAUCUCUUCCAUUUUUCUCGAAAAGUUGUGAUUUUGCUCUUGGCCUUAACAUCAGUUUACAGUCUUACAGUUAAGUUGCGCUCCAGGAUAAGGUUCCCUAUUUCACGUUUUCUUUAAAUAAGCCGUAUAUUUACCAAGUAUUUGACGGUUAGUUGUGUUCAGUGCAUAGGCCAUUCCCUUGUCCCAAGCCAUGUUUACUAGACUUACCCAGCUGAUUUCAUGGUCAGUGAUUUUUCUAGUCUUGCUUAUUUUAAGUUGCUUAUCUGAAGAAGUUAUUCAGUUACUAGUUUAUUUCUGUGAAUAACUGUUAGUCUUUGGAGUAGGCUGUGCCAGUAAGUUGCAUCAUUUUUUAUUCUCAUACUGAUUAAAUGACAAGAUAAUGAAAUACGAUUAAGUUCUAUGUUAGAUGAAAAAAAAUACUGAUGGUUUCCCACACAGGCUGUGUUUUGAACACUUUCACUACUUAACUCGCUUGCAAGUUCUAGUUAGCUUUUUCUGUGCCAAAUCUGUCUUAGCAGUGUCCAAGGCUUUUUAGGUAGACGGAAAAAGCCUCUGUAUAGAAACACAGCGUUUCUGCAGCAUUACACCAUGAUAGAGUUUCUCACUUAGUGCCUUUCUUUAGAUCCGAGAGUAAGAUUGUGACUGUUGAGGAACUUCAGUCUCAUUCAGUGAGCUUACCUGCUCUCUCUGCAACUGAAGAUUCAGUUGAAAGGACACUGUGACUUUCUACCUUCUUUUCCCUUUGAUGUUUUCCUCCCAUUCCUUGCAAUUCAAUUAAUCAUACCUAUGGCAUGUAAAAGAACAAUGAGCUGUUGGUUUAUUCGGUUGGAACAAGUAGGAGGGAUAAUGGGGAAUCUCUCAAGAAAAUGAGAAACAGAUGGAAUCAUGUGAUACUUACACCUGCAGGGAGCAAACACACCAAUAAAGCCUAAGGUAAAAGGAAAUUGAGGAAAUGCUGUCCAGAUGUACUCUGUUUCACUACACAUUUGUAUUUUGGUUCAGUAUGGAGCUAAAUUCGUGUUGCAGGUUUGGUG
Egretta garzetta (little egret) is the source of this 14960-nucleotide messenger RNA. It is a transcript of the gene YTHDF3, whose product is annotated as YTH N6-methyladenosine RNA binding protein 3. The transcript has 3 exons. The coding region runs from base 5222 to 6970 and encodes 582 amino acids. Gene Ontology annotation, cellular component: cytoplasm. The record is from RefSeq and is a predicted model, not a curated record. Gene Ontology annotation, molecular function: N6-methyladenosine-containing RNA reader activity; mRNA binding. Gene Ontology annotation, biological process: mRNA destabilization. NCBI's taxonomy places the organism in Eukaryota, Metazoa, Chordata, Aves, Pelecaniformes, Ardeidae.